Messenger RNA from Strongylus vulgaris, 1008 nucleotides. Lineage: Eukaryota; Metazoa; Nematoda; Chromadorea; Rhabditida; Strongylidae. The record is from the annotation of a GenBank genome assembly.
AUGCAUGAGCGUGAGGUUGAGACCGAGAACAAGAACUUCUUCGUCGCCGUUGAGCGUACCCUCGAGGGCGAAUGCGAAGUUGAGUAUACCGGCACCCCAAUUGAGAACGAUAGGAUGCUCUGGACCAAAUCCAUCAACUUCCAGAAGUGCACCGUACGUCCAGAGGUGCAAUAUGGCAUCCGCAUGCAUGACAUGAAGAAGACCUAUGACGAAAAGCUGUUCAGCACCGUGAUGAAGUUCGAAGUGACUGGCAACCGCGAUGAGUAUCUCGUCCGCGAUGUUGAACUCGAGUCCCGCUAUAAGCUGGUGCCUCUUUCUGAGAAGCAUGAACUCAUCACCUCCUUUGUCAACAACAAGCUGACCCUCAUCUAUGCAGGCCGUGUUGAGACUCGCAUCCCUAACGUAAACUUCCACCACAGAGAGAAUCUUAUCUACAAUUCUGGAUGGGAGGUUGCUGAAGAGAAGUUCGCCAUGACUGGUGAGGAAACUUAUCUCCAGCUCAUCCCAGAGUGGAAGAACAAGAUGGUGCACAUCGAGAAGAUCAUUAAGAAAAUGAUUCAUCAUAUGGAGGAGAAGGUCGAUCUUGAGACCACCCAUCUCUUCGCCCGCCUUGUCAAGUUGCUUCGCCUCUGCCGCGAACGUGAACUCAUGCAGAUCGAGAGCUUCAUGGUGGGACACGAGAACGUGCUCCACAAGAUUCGCUCCAUGUACUACGAUGCCCUCGCUAUGGCCGGAACCAAAGUGACUGUCACCUACCUGAUGAGGAAAAUCGUCGACGAAAGGAUCGAGCAUCUAAAAGCAGCUCGUCUAUUAAAAUCCCUUGCCGAGGUCCGCAUCCCAUCCGAACACAUCGCUAACGAGGUUCUUCGCGUCUGUGAGAGCCCUGUUGCCGAGAAAGUCCCAUACUUGAAGCAAUCCUGCUGGCUCACCUAUGGUGCUAUCUUCCACGGACUCUGCAACAACAAGAUGCUUGCUGUGCUCCAUAAGGAGAAAGUGUGCAACCGCGAG